GUCUUCGUGCAACCAUUUAACGUAACGGCGUUGUUUCGCGUCAGCGCGUGUAAAAAUACCAAACUAAAACACUAAAUAAUAAAUAAAUAUUAGCAGAAAAAAUAUAAAUAACAAGCAAGCAGUUAGCAGCUGCGGGGCAGAGUGAAUGGAGUGAACUUAAAUAAAAAAAUAAUUGAAUAUGUGUCAGUGUGCACAAAGGAAAAAUCGUGUUUUUCGAAAUCUAUAACAAGCAGAAAUGCAGUUAAAAAUUAAUAAUAAAAGCGUGUAAAAUGUGCAUGCAAAAGAAAUGAGAUAUUAAAAUAUUUGCUUGCAUACUAAACAGGCAGCAGAUGCAGCUGCAGCAGCAACGGUGCAACAGUGAGUAUGAGCAACUAAUUUUAUCAGUGCGUGUUGUUGAAUGCUAAUAUCGGUAAUUACAUUAAAUGGCAUUAAAAAUUAAUAAAAAAUAUUAUAAAAAAAAGUAAUAAAAAAAAAAUUUUUUUUAAUAAAAUAAAAGAAAUUCUAUAACUUACUCAAGGCGGGUUGUGAGUGCGCAAUGAAAUGUGGCAAGCAAAUAAAAUAGAAUUAAAUACAAAAUUGUAGAAUGAGUGGCAAAGCAAAUGCGGGUGAACCAGCAGCGAGCAAGUGGCAGCGAGUGACACUCUUGUCAUAAUAAAAUAGCGAAAAUAGUGAAUUUUAACGCAAUUUCCGCUACUUGCAGUUCGAUAGCAAAAACAACAACAAAAGCAGUCAUAAUAACAAAAAAAAUAAUAAUAAUAGCAGAAACAACAACAACAGUAAUAGAAAUAAUAAAAAGAACAAUAAUAAAAUAACAACAACAACAACAAAACACACACACAUGCAAGCAUGGCAGCGUGCAUUAUUGACAUGUUUAUUUAUAUGCACAUAAAAAUAUGUCAGAGCGCGUGUGUAUGCACUCACUUAUUGGCAUCCUUUCGGCGCGCAGCCACUUUUUUGCUUGUCUGCAGGCAGCUUGUCCUGACAGCAGCACACACGCUCACAUAUGUGUGGGUGAAUAUAUGAAAUUUUAUGCAUAUGAUUUUGCAUUCAUACGCGUCGCCAUAUGCAUACAUACACAUGUAUAUGUAUGUUUGGAUAAUUAUGUGCCCAUAAAUUAAUGCGGCAUGCUGCUGCUGUUUCCUAUCCUUAACAGCAACUUUUCCUGUUGCUGUCAGACGCGCCGCUGACUGCGGAUUUUCUUUUCACUAUUUGUUUCUGCAAUUGUUUUGCACUUUUAAUUUUGAUAUUGUUGCUAUAUAUGGUAUAAAAUUUUUUUACCGCUAAUUUUUCGCACAAAAGCAUAUUUCGCGCGUAAAAUUUGCACACUUUUUAUGCGUGUUGCAUGCGCCGCACUGCAGUUGUCCUAUUAAAAUUUCAACCGGCUAUAUGCAGCAAGCUUCCGCUGUUCAAACUACAAUUAAUUCUUUGGCUUCCGUGGAGAAAUUUUUAUAUAUAUUUUUUUUUAGCAAUUUUUGUUUUUCAUAGUCUCUCCCCGCUUUCAAUGCAUUAUCGCGCGUGCACAUUCGUCUAUGGCAAUGCCGCCUCCAAAGUAUGGAAAGUGAUUUAUUAGCAUCGUAAGUUGUACCAGCUUUGUUGUUGUUGCUGUUGCUGCUCGCUCGCUAUCGUUUGCCUUGCCACCCUAAAGCUCUAAAAUAUGUUCUUGCAUUGCCUAGUAUGCAGAGUCGCUACAACGCCACACCGGAAAGUAUUUAAUUAUGCAAUGAGCUAUCCGCCUGUGCCGUAAGUUUGCGCGCCAACACAAAGCAAAUACUCGCUGCAAACACAAAAGUCGAAAAACGCGGCAAAAGACUUGAUGAAACACACACAAAAAAAACGUUUUUUCCCAUACAAAACUAAACUUACAAACACACAGACAUACAUGCAGACACGCCCACAAUUGAAUUGGCGCCCCUAAGCGGCGUAACAGCAGCACUGCGUUGUAGUUGCAUAAAUUUAGGAGCGACAAUAGCCACAGCAGGACACAGUUGUGCACAGGAAGCGCCAAGUCUAGCUGAGUAAUCAGCUCAAACAAGUUACACUCACACACAUACACAUACAUAACAACAUAUACAGGAACAACAGCUCGUCAGGACUUGCAACUGAAAAGUGCACGCUUUCAUUGUGGACUCUGUGUUGUUUUGUUGCAGCAGCUGUGGGCAGCCAGUAACCUCUCUGUAUUUGGUCUGCCAGUGCAAAUUUAACUACCGGAAAUAAACCGAAUUUGCAGCCAUUGAACUUUACGCAAAGCGAAAUUAAUCCCACAUCACUGUCUCACAAACAAAAUGGUCUUAUCUUCAGUUAAUUCGUGUGACACAAUCAAAAGACAUUUAACCGAGCAAUGGAAUUAGUGUCAAGCAAAUCAACAUGAUGACAACCGCAAUUGAAACCACAAUUGUCACUCGCCAGGUGGCGUCCACAUCAGUCACAACAUUAAUAGGAAAGUUGUCGAAAUCAAACCGAACAAACCCACCACCGGCUACAACAAGAACACAGUCACACCGGAAUCCUACAGAGAUAAGAGCUAGACCGCAAAGUUUGUGCACAAGAAGCACGCCACAGACAAGAACAACAAAACGUUAUUAUCACAAACGCACAUCGUCUCCAGUAACCACGUGCACCACUGGACGCCGCAUGCGGCGACUACUCAAUGCGCAUUUGGUCAUUACAGCAACAACACUGCAACAAUGUGCAGCCGUACGAUGGCAACUGUUGGUUGCCUUUCUCAUUUGCAACUGUAUUGAUAUUUCCAUUUCCAACCAAAUCUCGACAGUGGGCGCAUUCGAGCCGGAUUUCGUCUUCCCGCUGGAAAAUGUCACCGUAGCGCAGGGGCGCGAUGCGACCUUCACGUGUGUGGUCAAUAAUCUUGGCGGUCACAGGGUGAGUGGCGACUCCGCAUCGGCCAGGGUCGCUUGGAUUAAGGCCGAUGCGAAGGCGAUUCUGGCCAUACACGAGCACGUGAUAACGAACAAUGAUCGAUUGUCAGUCACACAUAAUGACUUCAAUACGUGGACGCUGGUCAUAAGGAAUGUGAAAAUGGAGGAUUCCGGCAAGUACAUGUGUCAAGUGAAUACGGAUCCCAUGAAAAUGCAAACAGCUACACUGGAAGUGGUGAUACCACCAGAUAUUGUCAAUGAAGAGACGUCCGGUGACAUGAUGGUGCCCGAAGGUGGUUCAGCGAAGUUGGUGUGUCGGGCGCGUGGUCACCCGAAGCCUAAAAUCACUUGGCGGCGAGAAGAUGGACGAGAGAUCAUAGCACGUAACGGUGCACAUCAAAAGACCAAAGCCUUGGCCGUUGAGGGUGAAAUGCUGGCGCUAACCAAAGUCACACGCAGCGAAAUGGGCGCCUACAUGUGCAUCGCCUCGAAUGGUGUGCCGCCGUCGGUUAGCAAACGCAUGAAGCUGCAAGUGCAUUUUCACCCAUUGGUACAAGUUCCCAAUCAACUGGUCGGUGCGCCCGUUUUAACCGAUGUCACAUUGGUCUGUAAUGUGGAAGCAUCACCGAAAGCAAUCAACUAUUGGCAAAGAGAAAACGGUGAAAUGAUUAUCGCCGGCGAUCGGUAUGUGCUCACUGAGAAGGAAAAUAAUAUGUACUCAAUUGAGAUGAUUUUGCAUAUAAGACGCUUGCAAACCAGUGAUUUCGGCGGCUACAAAUGCAUCUCGAAGAAUAGUAUUGGCGACACGGAAGGAACGAUACGAUUAUAUGAAAUGGAAAGACCAGGCAAGAAAAAUCAAAGAGAAGAUGAUAACGAGGUCACGAAAAAUGACGCAACACUGAGAGAUAAUCGUCACGAGGAUGGUUCGCGUAAUCAAAAUGGGCGCCUCUACAAGGAGCGCGGCAGCGAUGCGGAGCUGCAAAGUGGCGGUCAAACGCUGAGUCGGCGAUGGAGUACAAUGUAUUUGCUGGUGCUAACGCUCUUCGUGUCACUUGCAACGAGUGCAACGACAGCAACAAUAACCACUACAGCAGUUACAAUGGUAAGCAGACGAAGUCUAAGUAAUUUAUAGCUCAAAAAUUGAAAGUAAGAACAACAAAACACAUACAUACAUACGUACGAAAGAAACCAAAAACCAAUGCAUAGCAAGGUAAUAUAAAGUACACGAAUAAGCAGAACAACAAGCAUAAAUAUAGUUAAAAUAACGACUCAAUAAAUAAAUGUAAUAAUUAAAUAAAAUUAAAUUAAUGAAAUAUGCAGAAGAAAAAUUGAAUUAUAGCGGUAUUAGCGUGAAGCAAACCAAAAAAUAACUGAGUUAAAUGUUACCUCUCUAGCGAAAUGUGUUUCUAUGACAAUGACUGUUGACUGUAUUUUUUAGCAGCUGACGUACAUACAUACAUAUGUAUUUAGCGAAGAGUUGCUUGGCGGCCUUUGAAGUUAAACAACCCAGCAAACUUUAAAGCGAAAUAUAUUGUAGUUUAGGCUACGGGAUAGAAAAAAAAGAAAAGUAAAUAAAUGCUUUGCAUAAAUAAUUGGAUUAGUUUACAUACAUAUAUAUAUAUAAAUGUGUAGAUAAAUUUUGCAGUGGAAAAUUUAAAAACAAUUAUAUAGAAAUAUAUGAAUGCUAAAUAUGAAAUAACCGUCAGCCAAAAGCAGUAUUAAAGAGCGUUUUGUUAAUAAAAAAAAAACUAUAAGAUAUAUAGUGUACUUAUGUAUGAUUUAGGUGUAAAGAACAAAUGCUUAUAAAGUAGUCAACACGCCUCUUCUGAUAUUGUAAAUACUUUAAGUCUAGGCAAGAUACACUGUAUAUAUGUUUGCACUGUUAUCCAAAGAAGGUUCAUAUUGAGUAUAAUAAGCAAGUUAAUUUAAUUUCUACUGCGAAGUUUCUUUGAAUGGUUAAGUAAUGAAAAUUAGGAAAAAAAUCUAUAUUUACUUCAAAAAAUUAGACAUAGUUGAUGCUUAUCCAGCUGGGAAUUAUCUUGCUUCAUAAGAAUAUUUUAGGAUUUGUUAGGGAAAAAUUAUAUGAACAUCCUCUGAGAAAUUAAGUUAAAGAUCAGUCAUUAAUAUCACUAUCCCACCUGCAGCCCAUACCCUAAUUAUUGCAAUGAGCAAAAAUAUUAAAAAAAUUGUAUUAUUUAUGGUUGAAAAAUCCAAUUGAGGUAUCUCAAAAACGUAAGAUUUGAAAGCAACAACAAUUUCAUUAGGCAAAGAACAUUCUUAGUUAAGGGGUUACAUGGGUU
Messenger RNA from Bactrocera oleae (olive fruit fly), 5173 nucleotides. It is a transcript of the gene DIP-beta, whose product is annotated as Dpr-interacting protein beta. Gene Ontology annotation, cellular component: neuron projection. The record is from RefSeq and is a predicted model, not a curated record. NCBI's taxonomy places the organism in Eukaryota, Metazoa, Arthropoda, Insecta, Diptera, Tephritidae.